AUGCCCCAAAUGGGUUCUAGAGCACGUUGGCGCCAGAGUUGGGCUCCACAGCCUUUGACACCCUUAAUGGAAGGUCCUGGCCCUGAAAUGCAAGAGGAAGGCACCAAGAAAGAGAGCUCCUGGGAAGUUAUAAGGGAAUGGUUCAGAACCCAGAAGAUCUCCCCAGGUGGAAGCUUCUCACAAUCAUUCUAUGGAACCAUUCAUGCCAAGACCCAAGAUUUGAGGCUUUUGCUUGGUGUCUUGGGAUGCCCCUUGGCCCCUAUUCCCUCAGCUCAUGAUCCCACCGUUAGCAUUCACAUUAAAGACACCCCAUUUGAAACUUCAACUGCCAAGUACAUUAUCCAGCAGUAUUUGGCUGCCACAGGGUGCCUGAAGCAGCAAAAGGACACUAAGAACAUGUAUGCCACAGGGAUGGUGAAGAUGAUAUGUUGUGAGACAGAGAUUUCAUCUGGGAAGAAUGUCAAGUGUUUGGGCACAAGAAGCAGUGAAAAUGGUUGCUUUGUACUAUGGCAGAUGCUACCUGGGAUGUGGUCACUUGAAUUGGUGGUUGGUGACCACAAGGUGGUUGCAGGAAGCAAUGGCAAAACCGUGUGGCGGCACACACCAUGGCUAGGCACACAUGCAGCCAAAGGCCCCCAAAGACCAUUGCGUCGUAUCAUUCAGGGUUUGGAUCCGAAGACCACAGCGAGUUUAUUCACGAACGCGCAAUGCUUGGGCGAGAACCGAAUCGGGACCGUUGAUUGCUUUGUGCUGAAGGUUUCUGCGGAUCGUGCGGCGGUGGUUGAACGGAGCGAGGGUCCCGCAGAGGUGAUAAGGCACAUUCUCUACGGUUACUUUUGCCAAAAGAGCGGCCUCCUCAUAUACCUCGAAGACUCUCACCUCACGCGGGUCCCAACGCAAGACAAUGAUACGGUGUUCUGGGAGACCACCAUUGGGAGCAGCAUCGGCGACUACAGAGACGUUGAUGGCGUCCUCAUCGCACAUCAAGGGCGCUCCAUCGCGACGGUGUUCCGGUUCGGCGAACUCUCGAUGCAGCAUAGCCGAACCCGGAUGGAAGAGAUUUGGACCAUUGAUGAUGUGAUGUUCAAUGUCCCUGGACUCUCCAUGGACCAUUUCAUCCCUCCAGCUGAUAUCUUUAACAACAUAAAUUCUCCAUGA
This is a messenger RNA of Sphenostylis stenocarpa, 1158 nucleotides long. NCBI's taxonomy places the organism in Eukaryota, Viridiplantae, Streptophyta, Magnoliopsida, Fabales, Fabaceae. The record is from the annotation of a GenBank genome assembly.